AUGAGACGAACAACCGGGAAGAAAUACAAACAACCUCCCGCUUCCUCAGCCCCAGCCUCGGCCCAGUCAUCGGCCCCACAAUCACACCAACAACAUGCUCACUCAACUGCGCCCCAAGUACAAGUACAAGCACAGACCCCAACUACUACACCAAACACUACACAACCAUUGCCCACACCCUCACCGGCGGCAGCGGCAUCAGCAUCGACGAAGGACACAAGCAUUGCUUCGUCAGCAUCGAAUGCCUCACCGCCAUACUCACCGACUCUAUCAACUUGGUCGUCGAGUUCAUCUUCUUCGACGCCAUCUACACACUCGGCCACGCCACGACGUAACACCAUCUCACCGACCAAUGUCAAUCCAUCACCAGUAACAUUGUCCCCGGCACCCUCGCCCUCAAGAGGCUCCACCACCAGCCAACCGACCAGCUCCCGAGGAGUGUCUCCACAUCGAUCUGCCAAUCCUGUGGCGGCACCCUCUCAAUCGACUCCCAACACGGCCGCGUCAGUAGACAACACCUCUGCGCCACCACCAUCAACCUCGACCACCUCCACUACCACUUCAUCAUCUACCUCAUCAACCUCUACGACGCCAGCCAUUGUGGCGGCAACAGAUUCAACAACAACCACAACAGUAGCAGCCUCCAGCAACGUGCUGAGUAGCAGCAGCAACUCUGUCUCCUCGACGUCGUCCGUGUCGUCCACUUCGAGCUCGACAUCGCAGACACCGUCCAGCGACACCAACCUCUUUGUCUUCCACCUGCCGGCGUUCGUUGACGACAACUACCUCUAUCGGCUGUUCUCACGGUUUGGUCCGUUGCAGAGCGUGCGCGUGAUCACCGACAAGGACACCGGCGAGAACAAGGGCUACGGUUUUGUCAACUUCCGUGAGAAGAAGGAUGCCGUCGCCUCACUGAACGAAAUGAAUGGCAUGCAGAUCGGGUCCAAGUUCCUCAAGGUCAAGUUCAAAGAGAGCCAGGGUCAUCCCACCACCACCGGUGGCAGCAGCAAUACCAAGAGCAACAGCAGCAAUGCUAGUCAGCCAACAACAUCUACUUGA
Messenger RNA from Acytostelium subglobosum LB1, 1059 nucleotides. RefSeq lists its product as hypothetical. Lineage: Eukaryota; Evosea; Eumycetozoa; Acytosteliales; Acytosteliaceae. The coding region runs from base 1 to 1059 and encodes 352 amino acids. The transcript has a single exon. Gene Ontology annotation, molecular function: RNA binding. The record is from RefSeq and is a predicted model, not a curated record.